This is a messenger RNA of Mesorhabditis spiculigera, 1119 nucleotides long. The record is from the annotation of a GenBank genome assembly. Lineage: Eukaryota; Metazoa; Nematoda; Chromadorea; Rhabditida; Rhabditidae.
AUGGCGACGCAGAACGAACAUUACUACGAAAACUACUGUUCCUAUAGUUAUUUACAUAUUUUCAACCCUCCCCGGUUCAAAAUCAGCCACCUGCCUACUAGCCUCGUUUCGGCCGUGCUCGUUCAUCUGAACGUCCAGGAGCUGAUCACGUUGCAGCGGGUCAACAAAUCUCUUAGAGCCGCCGUCAGUGCGCGAGGGCUCUUUCCACGCAAAUGCGCCAAGGUCGCUUCGACGCUUGUGGCUUGCUGCUGCGCGAAACGAGCCUUGUACGAUGACGUGGAGAGCCAGGAGAUUUGGGCUCAUAGCCUGAGCAUCACCUUGCAUGACUCGCAAGGGUGGGCUAUCGAGAGUGGCGUUGCACCUAAUACCAUAUGUAUCUGGAAUGAAGCCCGCCAGCCAAUUAGCGUCGCAACAAUCCCCUUCAGUCGAUUCCGCAAAUUGCUAACGGCACUGAGGCCGGUUUUCACUGAAUGGAUCGAGCUCUAUAUCAACCGCAUUGGGUGCAACAGCCACCACCACUGCUGCGAUUUCUAUGAAUUAAUGGAGAUCAGCCCUUUUUACCGGUGGCUCGGGGGAAGCGUUGAUACAACUAUACGGGUGGAGACGAUCGAUCCAAAGACGUGGAAUCUAUUGCGAAAAAUUCGGCUCAACUUUCUGGGCGACGUCGGCGAUCUUGGCAUCAUGACCGAGAGAAUUGUGGACGCAGCAGUUCCAUGGGAGGUGCCCGGCAAGACAAUACACGAUUUUUCGCGUGGCCAACGGAUUGGAAGGGAAACCGAUUUCCAUUGCAAGUACACGUUCGAAGGCGUUGCCCUGUUGACUGAUAUCGCCCUCUUCCCGAAAAGGGUCUCACGAACUGGGCGGGCGCUCUACAUUGAAGCAAGCGACUAUCCUAGAGGCGAGCCGGAAAAUUUCGUGAACAAAUUCGCGGCACGCCUCCGCCGCCAACACAACGGCAUCGUGGAACGUUUCGAUGAGUGGGAUGAAACACUCGAAUUAUUUAUUUUGAAGCCGGACGAUGCGCAUCAUUUUUUGCGCUUCCACGCAUCUGGGAGAUGUUACAUCAUGGCUGCUGUAUGGGCAUUCGGUGAGCGUCUCGAGCUUUCAAUUUUCGACAAA